Molecule: messenger RNA, 1320 nt
Organism: Hypomesus transpacificus
Lineage: Eukaryota; Metazoa; Chordata; Actinopteri; Osmeriformes; Osmeridae
Gene: trpt1
Product: tRNA phosphotransferase 1
Exons: 7
Coding region: 172-843 (223 amino acids)
Biological process (GO): tRNA splicing, via endonucleolytic cleavage and ligation
Molecular function (GO): tRNA 2'-phosphotransferase activity
Source: RefSeq, a predicted model, not a curated record
AAGUUCCGUUUUCACAAUUUCAGAGUAAAAGCAUAGGCUACUUACUUUGGACUAGUCUACUUAGUCUGAAUGUUUACGUGUUGCAGGGACCGUAUCUAACUACUGCUUGCAAACCUCAUGUGUUGCAAACAAAAGUUAUCCACGUAGACCGACUAAUUACAUUUUCUGAAAAUGGAAAGUCAGGGACGAGGAGGAAGAGGAGGAAGGAGAGGAGAAAGAGGAAGGUGCGGUGAGGACAAGGAUGUCCGUCUGUCCAAGUCUAUGUCAUUUGCCCUGCGACACGGAGCCAACAAGUUGGGACUGCACCUGAAUCCUGAUGGCUUCUUAUUCGUUGAAGACCUUCUAGCUCACCCACAGUUCCGCUCCUACUCAUUGGAGGAUGUGGAAAGAGUGGUGGCUACCAAUGACAAGAAGCGAUACAAGCUCUGCCGUCACCCAGAAGAUGGACGGUUGCAGAUACGAGCCAAUCAGGGCCACUCUCUGCAGGUGCCUGAUCUGGAGCUAAGACCGGUGCAGGCCGGUUCCUCUGACUGCCCUGUGGAGGGUGUUCACAGGUCCUACCUCUGUCACUGGACCUCCAUCAGAACCCAGGGGCUCAGUAGGAUGAACAGAACACACAUCCACCUGUGUCUACCAGGGGAGGAAGACAGUGGUAAGAGGGAUGUCUGUGACCUGGCCAUAUACAUCAAUGUCCCUAAGGCCCUGGCUGAUGGUAUCCAGUUCUUUUUGUCUGAAAAUGGUGUCCUGCUUACCCCUGGAGAUACUGAGGGGAAGCUACCAUUGAGGUACUUCAGCAAAGCUCUGAGACUGAAGCCCACAAGGAGUAUUCUGCCAUUGGAGUAGUUGAAGAUAUUGCUCUGAGAAUUGGGGGGACAAGUCACCACACAGUGAGAAAGCAUUAGGGAGGCUGUUUCUAUGGAAAAGUAUACUGUUUGGAAAGAGCACUUGAUAUUGUUGAGAGACUGUGAAAGCCCUCAGCAAUAACACCAACAACACUGAAUGAUGUUUCUGUUACAGUCGUAACAUUUACAUGACUGAGCACUGAGCAGGAUACAGAAGGAACGGUUGAAGUAUCAGGACCGGCUGUGGUUAACGGAUAGUCUUCACUGUUCCUUAGAGAGAGCACACACACAGUGUGAAUGUUGUUUGUGAUACAUUAUCUGUGGUUUCCUAAGCUGUUUCUGCCUUUUGCAUGAAACCGUGUUCAAGUUUCAGCCAUUUAUAACAAGUAUUUGCCAUGUGUAACAAAUAGAAGUAUAUUGGAAUUAUUGCACCUCAAUUGUCUUUUAAAAUCUGAUGAAUAAAUAAAUUAUAAUCCUA